AUGGCUUCCUCCAGUAGCAGAGUGGUGACGGCUGUUCUGUCAAAAUGUAACAGUUGCAGUUGGAGUUUAUUUACAGCGACACCGAAUAAACACCGACAGCUACUCAGCAGGCAGAUAUGUCUAUCCUCGGCUGUGUGGAGGAAGAAUCUGGCAGCAGCUGGACCUGAGAAGUUCUCAGAGGAGUACAUUAAGAAACAGAUAGAAGAAUUCAACAUCGGAAAACGACACCUAGCGAACAUGAUGGGAGAAGAUCCUGAGACGUUCACACAGGAGGAUAUUGAUAGGUGCAUUUUGUAUCUCUUCCCCUCUGGUCUGUUUGAGAAGCAGGCACGACCUGUCAUGAAGCACCCGGACCUGAUAUUUCCAAAACAGGCUGCGGUGCAGUGGGGUGAGGACGGCCGGCCUUUUCACUAUCUAUUCUACACUGGAAAGCAGGCCUACUACUCCCUCAUGCAUGAUACGUUUGGGAAGGUGCUGGCGAUAGAGAAACAUCAGGACAAGUUGAGAAACAAAGGACUUUUUACCCUUGACACCAAACAGAUCUCUUUGGCUGGAAGCCGAUGGCUGUUAAAAGAGGAGCUGGAGCAGUUACUAGUGGAGAAUAUCUCCGACCAUGACUAUGCUCGGUUCAUCCAGCUGAUGGAGAGGCUCUUGUCUCAACCCUACUGUUCCAUGGAGGAGGAGUUUGUGCAGCAAUACCGUCGACAACUGGAGGUUCAGUCCAGCAAGCAGGAGAUCCCCGCUCUCCAGCACAGUGAGGACGGAGUGGCCUUCAGCCAGGCUGACGGAAGGAGAAAAUCUUCUAAUGCCAGCAUCACACUCAGAGACCGGGGCUCUGGUCGCAUCAUCAUCAAUGGAAAGAAUUAUCUUCAGUACUUCCCUAUACUGCAGGACAGAGAGCAGCUGAUGUUCCCACUUCACUUUGUGGACAUGUUGGGAAGGUUUGAUGUGGAGGCCACUGUGGAAGGCGGUGGACACUCUUCUCAGGCUGGUGCUCUGAGGCUGGCAAUUUCACGUGCAUUGCUUAGUUUUGUUUCUAGUAAAGAUGUAGAGUUCAUGAGGCAAGCUGGCCUGCUGACGUCCGACCCCAGAGUGAGAGAGAGGAAGAAGCCUGGCCAGGCUGGAGCCCGCAAGAAAUUUACCUGGAAAAAGCGCUAGAAAUGUAAAGCACGGUGGACCUGACUGGACUCCUCGGCAUGACAGCCACAAAUGUGUUUAAAUACAGGUUUACUGUACAAUUGCCCUCAUGCUGAACCUGCACUUCUAAAAUCUGCUUUUUGUGACCGAUUUCAUUUCAUUUUUCUCUACAUUAUUUAUGGAAAGUUGUAAUCAUGUGAAUUGCAAUAAAACCAUUGUCAUGAA
Trichomycterus rosablanca is the source of this 1362-nucleotide messenger RNA. RefSeq names its product mitochondrial ribosomal protein S9 (gene mrps9). The record is from RefSeq and is a predicted model, not a curated record. The coding region runs from base 1 to 1158 and encodes 385 amino acids. Gene Ontology annotation, cellular component: ribosome; mitochondrial small ribosomal subunit. Gene Ontology annotation, biological process: translation. The transcript has 11 exons. NCBI's taxonomy places the organism in Eukaryota, Metazoa, Chordata, Actinopteri, Siluriformes, Trichomycteridae. Gene Ontology annotation, molecular function: RNA binding; structural constituent of ribosome.